GAGCGACAUUAGCAGAAACACUGCACGGUAGUGAGGGAGAAAGCGAGACAGAAAGAGAGAGAGAGAGUGACAGAGAGAGCUAGUGGAAGAGCAAAAGAGAGGGGGAGCUGACAGAAGGAUGUGGGAAACUAUACACUGAGGAACUACUCAAACCUGAAGAAUACUUUUAUGACAACGUGUAUGGGAGGUUGGACAGGGACCACAACCUGUGGAGAAAAUGGGCAGCUGCACCCCCCCUGUGCCUUCCCUCAACGUCACCGAGUCAGCCAACACAUCAUGGGCCGGGGAGGCUGGCGGCGAACCAGGUUACAGUGAGGUGGAGAUGGUCCUCCUAGGCAUGGUUAUGUCACUGCUGGUCGUUGGCAUCGUGUUUGGCAACAUCCUGGUCAUCAUAGCCAUCUACCGGUUCCAGAGACUGCAGAACAUCACCAACUGCUUCAUCACCUCUCUGGCCUGUGCCGACCUGGUCAUGGGUCUCAUCGUGGUGCCGUUCGGCGCCUGCUACAUCAUCUUCAACACCUGGCACUUCGGCAGCUUCUGGUGUGAGUUCUGGACUGCCACGGACGUGUUGUGUGUGACGGCGAGCAUCGAGACGCUCUGCGUGAUUGCGCUGGACCGUUACCUGGCCAUAACCUCUCCGUUCCGCUACCAGUCUCUGCUGACCAAGUGUAAGGCACGCGUGGUGGUCCUGCUGGUGUGGGUGAUCGCUGGACUCAUCUCCUUCUUACCCAUCCACAUGAAGUGGUGGAUCAGUGACGACGAGGAGGCGAAGGCCUGCAUCCAGAACAGCAACUGCUGUGACUUCAACACCAACACAGCCUACGCCAUCACCUCCUCCAUCAUCUCCUUCUACAUCCCCUUAGUCGUCAUGGUGUUUGUCUACAGCCGCGUGUUCCAGGAGGCCAAGCAGCAACUACGCAAGAUCGACCGCAGUGAGGGGCGCUUCCACGCCCAUAACAACAACAUCGCAGGAGGAGGAGGGGUGGAGAAUAACAAUGAGAGCCGAGGAGUUGGAGGAGGCUUCAGGAAGACCAAGUUCUGCCUGCGGGAACACAAGGCCCUGAAGACCCUCGGGAUCAUCAUGGGGAUCUUCACGCUGUGCUGGCUACCCUUCUUCGUCCUCAACGUGGUGGUAGCCAUCUGGAAGGUAGGGGACAUCGGACUCGCCUUCAGGAUACUCAACUGGAUAGGUUACGCCAACUCCGCAUUCAACCCCUUGAUCUACUGCAGGAGCCCUGAGUUCAGGAACAUCUUUGUCCUGUACUGAAGCUUUGGCAGGCACCGCUUGUUGUCAGAACUCCUGCUGCACAAAACAUAAGUCAAUAUGGGUCCAAGUUUUUUUAUUGGAUUUUGUGUUUAUAUUCAUAAAUACGUGGUGAAAGCAAUAAUUGUUUUUAUUUUUGUUACUUUAUGUGAUGUUCAAAUUUAGUAACCAUUUCACUUCUUUUGCAGUAGUAGCUUACAAAAAACGAAAAUUGUACAAAAAAGACACAUUGUUUUAGACUUUGAUCCAUAGACAUCAAGAACCCACAUUUGAAUGAAUGCAAAAGCUUGCAUGUGUGCUCUGUAUGUGUUUGCGUGUAUUGAACAUUUGUGCUGUUUUUUAAUACUGUGGUCUGCUGUGUUUCAUGUGUUUUGGAAAUCUCUGUGACGAUUUUUUAAUACUAUGGUCUGAUGUGUUUCGUGUGUAUUGGACAUCUCUCUGCCAUUUCUUUAAUAAUGUGGUCUGUUGUGUCAAAAAUAAAUAAAUAAUAAAAGCUUCUAAAGAAGAACAUCUAGCAUAAACUGGCCACCUACACUGCUCCCUCCUGGUCCUCUCCUGGACAUCUACACUGCUCCCUCCUGGUCCUCUCCUGGACAUCUACACUGCUCCCUCCUGGUCUUCUCCUGGACAUCUACACUGCUCCCUCCUGGUCCUCUCCUGACCAUCUACACCGCUCCCUCCUGGUCCUCUCCUGGACAUAUACACUGCUCCCUCCUGGUCCUCUCCUGACCAUCUACACUGCUGCCUCCUGGUCCUCUCCUGACCAUCUACACUGCUCCCUCCUGACCAUCUACACUGCUCCCUCUUGGCCAUAUAAACUGCUCCCUCCUGGUCCUCUUCUGGCCACCUACACUGCUCCCUCUUGGCCAUAUAAACUGCUCCUUCCUGGUCCUCUCCUGGACAUCUACACUGCUCCCUCCUGACCAUCUACACUGCUCCCUCUUGGCCAUAUAAACUGCUCCCUCCUGGUCCCCUCCUGGCCAUCUACACCGCUCCCUCCUGGUCCUCUCCUGGACAUCUACACUGCUCCCACCUGGUCCUCUCCUGGACA
Molecule: messenger RNA, 2315 nt
Organism: Oncorhynchus tshawytscha (Chinook salmon)
Lineage: Eukaryota; Metazoa; Chordata; Actinopteri; Salmoniformes; Salmonidae
Gene: adrb2a
Product: adrenoceptor beta 2, surface a
Exons: 3
Coding region: 218-1267 (349 amino acids)
Biological process (GO): adenylate cyclase-activating adrenergic receptor signaling pathway; negative regulation of smooth muscle contraction; norepinephrine-epinephrine-mediated vasodilation involved in regulation of systemic arterial blood pressure
Cellular component (GO): membrane
Molecular function (GO): beta2-adrenergic receptor activity; norepinephrine binding
Source: RefSeq, a predicted model, not a curated record